This is a messenger RNA of Colletotrichum graminicola M1.001, 414 nucleotides long. RefSeq lists its product as uncharacterized. Lineage: Eukaryota; Fungi; Ascomycota; Sordariomycetes; Glomerellales; Glomerellaceae. The record is from RefSeq and is a predicted model, not a curated record. The coding region runs from base 1 to 414 and encodes 137 amino acids. The transcript has a single exon.
AUGGCUUCCCGAGUCCUUCGCAACCUCAACUUCCGCGCCGCCGCCGUCCGGCCGCGCUUCACCGCACCCGCGGCGGCGACUAGAAGCCGGGCGUUCGCGGGCGGCGCGGCGCGGCGGCACGCCUACAAGGACACGCAGGACCGCGAGUCGUUGAACCCGAGCGGGACCGAGGGAACAAAGACGGGGCGGGACUCGGACGUGGCGCACGAGGACGGGGCGUUCGACCCGUCGACGACGUGGCCGGGGACGGAGAAGGACGAGGCCGGCGGCGGCUCCCUCGACGUGUCGGGCGCGAACCAGGCUGUGUCCAAGCCGCAGGGCGACAAGGCUGGCGGCGAUGGCGGGCCUGGCAAGGAGACGAGGAAGGGGGGCAAGAGCGGUGGGAAGAGCGCGGCCAAGGCCGGUGACGCUUGA